This is a messenger RNA of Centruroides sculpturatus (bark scorpion), 1970 nucleotides long. RefSeq names its product innexin shaking-B-like. Lineage: Eukaryota; Metazoa; Arthropoda; Arachnida; Scorpiones; Buthidae. The transcript has a single exon. Gene Ontology annotation, molecular function: gap junction channel activity. The coding region runs from base 256 to 1341 and encodes 361 amino acids. Gene Ontology annotation, cellular component: plasma membrane; gap junction. The record is from RefSeq and is a predicted model, not a curated record.
CGAAAGGUAGGAGAGAUUUCUGAUACUUUGAAAAAGAGAACUAAACCGUCCGAAACAGUGAUUCGUUGGUUUGCGAACCGUGCCCAUGAGGAGGAAGUGUCAACGCCCGUCCCCGGAUCGGCCAAAGAGUCUCUGGUCCAUUGGCUGGUCGCUACAUUAGAGGGCCUCGCCGGGGACUUGCGAAAGAGAGUUAGCUACCCUCGUAGGCGGGAGCCCAGGGUAGACACCAGCAUCCUGGAGAGGGAAGGGGUCGGAAUGUUGGACGUGUUGAGGGGUUUGAAGAGCCUGCUAAAGGUCAGCCGAGUUCACAUAGAUAACAAUGUAUUUCGCCUUCACUACACCGUCACAGUUCUUGUUCUUUUGGCCUUCUGCAUCAUAGUCACCACCAAGCAGUACGCCGGUGAACCUAUCAAUUGCAUUCGUAGCACAGACAUCCCCGAAACGGUGAUCAACACUUUCUGUUGGAUCCACACUACUUUCACCAUCCCCGGAGCUUACAAUAAGAUAGUUGGUAAAGAGGUGCCCCAUCCAGGUAUAGAUGCCUCUCAAGAUGCCUCCAAUUUUAAAUAUCAUCGCUACUAUCAAUGGGUAUGUUUUAUGUUGUUUUUUCAAGCCGCCCUUUUUUAUAUACCACGUUGGUUGUGGAGAAUGUGGGAGGGAGGAAAGAUCCAGGCUUUGAUGAUGGAUUUGGAUGUGGGAUUAUGCGGAGAAGCAGAAAAGAAGCAGAAGAAGAAACUAUUAGUGGAUUAUCUCAUGUGCAGUUUAAGGCAUCACGACUGGUACGCUGCCAGAUAUUUCUUGUGCGAAGCCAUUGCCUUCAGCAAUGUGGUGGGACAGAUCUUCCUUAUGGAUAGAUUCUUCGAUUGUGAAUUUCUCACCUAUGGCCUAGAAGUGAUUAAAUUCUCCGAAAUGGACCAAGAAGACCGGACGGAUCCCAUGAUAAGAAUAUUUCCACGCGUCACCAAGUGCCGUUUUUAUAAAUACGGCGCGUCUGGCAACGUAGAAACGCACGAUGCCCUUUGUAUCCUACCUUUAAAUAUUAUCAACGAGAAAAUAUACAUAUUUCUCUGGUUCUGGUUCAUCAUUUUGGCUGCCCUUACGGGUAUCGUGCUGAUAUUUCGUCUAGUCAUCGCAGCCUGUCCGCCAGUUCGGGUCUACCUACUCAAUAUGAGAUUUCGGGUGCUGCACCUGGACCACGUACACACGGUAGUGCGCAGGGGAUCCAUAGGUGACUGGUUUCUCAUAUACAUGCUAGGACAAAAUAUAGAUUCUGUUAUAUUCAAAGAAGUUAUCGCCGAUAUGGCUAAGAAAAUGACCACCGAACCCAAAGAAUCCGCAUGACCAAGAAAAUGAGUAGCAUGAUAAAUUUUUACACUAAGAGUGCCUAUAUAAACACAAUAAUUCUUCCGUCAUGUUAUGUACUUUAGAACAUAAGUAUAUAGCCUUCUCUUCUUCAAACAAUUUUAAAAUUACUUCAGGACUAUUUAAAGAAAAAUUAUUACUAAAAAAAAAAAAAACCUUAAUUCAGGCACUGCCAUCACGUUUCUAUUUCAUUCAAAGAUUUUUUUCCCUUCUAAAUAAUUAUGUAUAUAUAUACAUAUAUAUAUUUAAAAAGUAUAUAUAAAUAUAGAACCUUCUCUUUAAAAAAAAAAACAACAACAACAACAACAACAAAAAUUAGGCUCGUUCGCAAAGUAAGUACCAUAUUGUGAAUUUAUUUAUGAAUUUUUUUAUAUUUUAUACGGGAUAAACUAACACAAAACAAUUUAGGAUUUUUAUAAAUGGUUUAUCUGCAUUCAAACUGCCAAUAUUUGUUUUAAAUUUGCAUUUUACAGACACAGGAUCUUAAAGAAAAACUGAAAAUAAUACAUGAAAUGUGAUCAGAUACGUAGUAAUAUAGUAUUAGAAUGAAAAUUUCGUAUGUAUUUUAACGCGUACAGGGGUGCGUACUGUACUGUACAACUUUGCGA